CGAGCCUAUUUCAAAUUCAAAAUCUCUCUCUCUCUCUCUCUCUCUCUCUCUCUCUCUCUCUCCAUUGCUCCAAUGGCUACCUUUGUCACCACUCCCACCAGGACCCCCUCGGACAAGUCCGCCUCUGCCAUGUCCCGCAAACACCCUCAUCCCAACACCAACUCCGCCGACUCAUCCGCUCGCUCCUCUCGCUUUGAGGCCUACAACCGUCUUCAGGCCGCGGCGGUGGCCUUCGGCGAGAAACUCCCGAUCCCAGAGAUCGUCGCCCUGGGCGGCCAAUCCGACGGAAAGAGCUCACUCCUCGAAGCCCUUCUAGGCUUCCGCUUCAACGUCCGCGAGGUCGAGAUGGGCACCCGCCGCCCCCUCAUUCUCCAGAUGGUCCACGAUCCCUCCGCCCUCGAACCCCGCUGCCGCUUCCAGGAAGAGGAUUCUGAAGAAUAUGGAAGUCCUGUUAUUUUGGCAUCUGCAAUUGCAGAUAUCAUAAAGUCCCGGACUGAGGCACUUUUGAAGAAGACUAAAGCUUCAGUUUCUUCUAAGGCAAUCGUGAUGAGAGCUGAAUAUGCACAUUGUCCUAAUCUCACCAUUAUAGAUACCCCGGGCUUCGUUCUUAAGGCAAAGAAGGGAGAACCAGAAAGCACCCCCGAGGAAAUUCUUACAAUGGUGAAGUCAUUGGCUAGUCCUCCCCAUCGCAUUCUGUUGUUCCUUCAACAGAGUAGUGUGGAGUGGUGUUCAUCUUUGUGGUUGGAUUCCAUUCGUGAAAUUGAUCCAACGUUCAGACGGACAGUAAUUGUCGUCUCCAAAUUUGAUAAUCGUCUCAAGGAGUUCAGUGACAGGUGGGAAGUGGACCGAUAUUUGAGUGCAAGCGGCUACCUAGGAGAUAACACACGUCCAUUUUUUGUGGCCCUUCCAAAGGACAGGGGCACCAUUUCAAAUGAUGAAUUCCGCAAGCAGAUAUCUCAGGUGGACUCGGAAGUCCUACGUCAUCUCAAUGAGGGAGUCAAGGGUGGAUUUGAUGAGGAGAAAUUCAGGCCUUACAUUGGUUUUGGCCAUCUGAGAGAUUAUUUGGAGUCCGAGCUUCAGAAGAGAUAUAAAGAAGCUGCUCCAGCAACUCUAGCUUUGCUUGAGCAGCGCUGCAGUGAAGUUACAGCUGAACUGGACAAAAUGGACUGUAAAAUUCAGGCCACUUCUGAUAUUUCUCAUCUUAGGAGAUCAGCUAUGUUGUAUGCGGCUUCUAUCAGCAAUCAUGUGGGAGCUUUGAUUGAUGGAGCAGCAGAUCCUGCCCCAGAGCAAUGGGGAAAAACAACAAUGGAGGAGCAGUCAGAAAGUGGGCUUGGCAGUUGGCCCAGUGUUACUGCAGAUAUAAAGCCUCCCAAUGCUACCCUUCGGCUCUAUGGAGGAGCUGCUUUUGAAAGGGUGAUGCAUGAAUUUCGCUGUGCUGUUUAUUCUAUUGAAUGCCCCCCAGUGUCGAGGGAGAAGGUGGCAAAUAUAUUACUUGCCCAUGCUGGCAGAGGUGGGGGCAGAGGAGUAACAGAAGCAGCUGCAGAAAUUGCCCGUACAGCUGCCAGAUCAUGGCUUGCUCCUCUUCUUGACACUGCUUGUGAUCGGCUUGCUUUUGUUUUGGGGAAUCUCUACGAUCUUGCUCUAGAACGAAAUCAGAGUGGGGACUCGGAAUAUGGGAUGAAAUCAGAAAAAAUGGAUGGCUACGUUGGUUUUCAUGCUGCUUUAAGGCAUGCUUACAACCGCUUUAUUAAGGACCUUGCCAAACAAUGCAAGCAACUGGCUCGGCAUCACCUCGAUUCAGUUACAAGCCCAUACUCGCAGGUGUGUUAUGAGAAUGGCUUUCGAGGAAGCUUUGGCUCGAGUGCAACCUCUUUUUACAAGUUCAACCAGGCUUCAGCUGGUUCAUUUUGUCUUGAGCUAACUGAUGGGGGCCCAGCAGCCCGUGACGAAAUAAUGAGAGAUCAAGAGAACAUAGCUCCGGAAAUGACUGGACAACAAACCACACCAGGGAAAGCAGCAGAAGCUCGAGGAGCCCUUCGAGAAAGCCAAAUGACUGUGCCUGAGACCCCAUCACCUGAUCAGCCAUGUGAAGCAGCAUAUGCUGGGGUCAAGAAAGAACUUGGAAAUGAUAUUGGAGCAAGAAAGUGGAUUUCAAGAUUGACAGGCAAUAACAGAAAUACUGAUCACGUAAGAGUUCAAAAUGGUGGUAGUCUCUUAUUUGGUGAUACCGGUUCAAAUUCAGGCUCAGCCUAUUCAGAAAUCUGUUCAUCAGCUGCACAUCAUUAUGCACGGAUUCGUGAAGUUCUUGUUGAGCGAAGCGUGGCCUCAACUUUGAAUUCUGGAUUCUUAACCCCUUGCCGUGAAAGGCUUGUGGUGGCACUUGGGUUGGAUUUAUUUGCCGUGAACGAUGAAAAAUUCAUGGACAUGUUUGUUGCUCCUGACGCCAUUGGUGUACUGCAGAACGAACGUCAGUCUCUUCAGAAGCGUCAAAAGGUACUCCGAUCUUGCUUGAAUGAGUUCAAAAGUGUUGCUCGUGCACUUUAAUUGGCAACUGCGUUGAAAACGGGAGCUCAUAGGUUUCACAUCUAGUGAACAUGCAAAAUUCUCAUUCUUAUAGGGCCCUGCAUGCUUUUGUUGCAUCUGUAUUCUGUAACAACGAUAUUACGUAAGAGUUUUGAAUAGAAGCCUGAUUCUUCUAAA
Carya illinoinensis is the source of this 2700-nucleotide messenger RNA. RefSeq names its product dynamin-related protein 5A-like. Gene Ontology annotation, molecular function: GTPase activity; GTP binding; microtubule binding. Lineage: Eukaryota; Viridiplantae; Streptophyta; Magnoliopsida; Fagales; Juglandaceae. Bases 73 to 2544 code for a protein of 823 amino acids. Gene Ontology annotation, cellular component: membrane; cytoplasm; microtubule. The transcript has 8 exons. The record is from RefSeq and is a predicted model, not a curated record.